Messenger RNA from Monodelphis domestica (gray short-tailed opossum), 2040 nucleotides. Its product is annotated as histone H2B type 2-E-like. The record is from RefSeq and is a predicted model, not a curated record. Gene Ontology annotation, cellular component: nucleosome. NCBI's taxonomy places the organism in Eukaryota, Metazoa, Chordata, Mammalia, Didelphimorphia, Didelphidae. Gene Ontology annotation, molecular function: protein heterodimerization activity; DNA binding; structural constituent of chromatin.
UUACAUGGCCGUCCUCUCCGCCUAUGACGACACCCCCGAGAAGCCGCCAAUGAGAGGACGGUGUCUCCCGAGCCUUCAUUUGCAUAUGAGCACUAUAAGUAGCGGGGCCCGGCUCAGCCGCUUCACGUCGUUCGUUCCCGAACUCGUUGCUUCCUCUGUUUUCAGCCCCUUUCCUGCUUUCGCCAUGCCCGAGCCGGCCAAGUCUGCUCCCGCCCCCAAAAAGGGCUCCAAGAAAGCCGUGACCAAGGCCCAGAAGAAAGAUGGCAAGAAGCGCAAGCGCAGCCGCAAGGAGAGCUACUCCAUCUACGUCUACAAAGUGCUGAAGCAGGUCCACCCUGACACCGGCAUCUCCUCCAAGGCCAUGGGCAUCAUGAACUCCUUCGUCAACGACAUCUUCGAGCGCAUCGCCGGCGAGGCUUCCCGCCUGGCGCACUACAACAAGCGCUCGACCAUCACUUCCCGGGAGAUCCAGACGGCCGUGCGCCUGCUGCUGCCCGGGGAGCUGGCCAAGCACGCCGUGUCGGAGGGCACCAAGGCCGUCACCAAGUACACCAGCUCCAAGUAAGCGGCUGCCUCGGGAGUCCGCCCCCCGCCCCGAAACAAAGGCUCUUUUCAGAGCCACCCACUGCCCUCAAGACAAAACGAGCUGUCUCACGCACCCGAGGGCUCGGGAGCCCCGACGCCUACCUACCUACCUACCUGCCUGCCUACAUAAGAUAACAUAACCUGUUUGUCCACCCUCGCCUCCUCUCCCCUUGUGCUUGCUGCGCUCUUGCCUGCCGGAAGUGCCGGCUUCUGGUCGUUUCUUUCCCCGAAGCCCGGGGUCAGCCGGCACCCGCUUGCGCAGCUAAAACUCUUGAAAACCUUCCCUUCCUCUUUGAACUUUUUCUCCUUUGCCUCGCUUCCAUCCUAGGCUCCUCCCUCGCCCUCCCGUCGCGUCCCUUCCCUUCCCACCCGGCUCGCUGCCACAGCGCGCAGCCUCAAAACUUGGGAAACAUCUUCCCUCCCUCACCCCACCCCCCCAGUCUCCUCCCGGCCUCAGCCCCGGCCAAGUUCUCACGUCAACAAGGAGAAAAGAAUACCUUUUAGCAUUCUUUUGCCUUUUAAGAUUUUGCCUUCUGGGUCUAGUUCUUUAAAACUUUUUAUCAAACCACCUGAUUGAAUGCUUUUAGGUGGACGCUCAAUUCUCAGGACUAUCAAAGGUCUGAGCAAAGUCAGUUUGCAUUGCGAAAAAUAAUAUUAUUGAGUCAUUGCAUCUGAAGAAUGUUUUGGGUUUCCAGACAAGUGUUCGGAGGAUUGUGGGCUUAAAUUUCUGCGGUUUUGCCCCUGGGGUUACCAAGGAAACUUGGUGCAUGCCAAUAAAAGCAAUUUUAGUGAGUAUUGACCAGAAUGUAACCCCACUAACAACUACUGAGAAGGAAAAAAAAAAGCCCUGCCUCCGGCAAAAAUGAACAAAACAUAAAACUCCCACGUGAGAUCCAUGGAACUUUAGACCUGAGUCAUUGUUUUUUUAAACUUUAAGACAAUUUCAAUAUUUUCGAAACUAUUUGCAAAAUAAGACAGGGUUUUACGAAAUUGGGUACAAACAAGGUCUUGAUAUCCAAACUUGAUGUUUCAAAAGACUCCGGGAAAAUUGGAUUGCUGUUUCUAAUGACCAUUGUCCACAAAAUAAGUCAAUAAAAAAUGUUGUUAGAAUCUACAUCAAGUUACUGAUGUUAAAUAGUAUGGUGGUCAGGUUGAACUUAGAGUAGAAAUGGAAGUGGGGUUCAGUAUUAGGAAAACUACAUAUAAUUAAUUAGAGAGAAGCCAAAAUAUCCAUAAAUACAGCAAAACUUUGGAUGGAAUUAAACACCCAUUUCUGUUUAACAAGAAAAUUGUACCUUUCCUUCUUGUAAGUCACGUAUUGUUAUCUAUAACAUAUAAUUUUACGUGUAAUAUAUCGUUUAUAUAGUAUAUUAUGUAAUUAUAUGUCUAAAACCAAAGAGCCAGUAUUAUGUGUAAAGAGGAUAAAAUGCAUAUAAUAAAUCUGUGGUUAAGCAA